AUGAGUAAGGAGGAGGAUAUCAAGGUUCUGAAGAUACAGGUGCUUCUUCUUUACUCGGACUGCUGAAUUUCCUCGAUGCCCGGCGGCCAUGGAAGCCGCCCACAUCCUGCGAACCUCAGCAUCUUUACUAUCUUCCUAUUCCCGUUUUCUGUUCUGAUUUUCCGUGGUCUCCUCCCCGCAGACCUGUAUCCUGAAGGUGAACAUACACUGCGACGGCUGCAGGCAGAAGGUGAAGAAGCUGCUCCAGAAGAUCGACGGUACAUCUCCGCUAAAUCUUCCGGCGUUGUGCAGAUUUGUUUUACGUCUCCCUCCUCCUCAAUCGGUUGUAUUUGCAGGCGUCUACACCACCGUCAUUGAUGCGGAAAAGGGGACGGUGACGGUCUCCGGCGAUGUCGACGCGGCGACCCUCAUCAAGAAGCUCAGCAAGGCCGGGAAGCCAGCGGAGCUCAUCGCUCCGAAGGUUCCCAGCAGCAACAUCAAUCAGCUCAAUAACCAGUUCCAUAAGAUGCAGCUGGGCAAUGGGAAAGGAGGGCAGAAGGACAACGGCAAGCCCGCUAAUGGCGGGGGAGGUGGAGGGAAUAAUCAGAAGGGCCAGCCACCGCCGCAACAGCAGCUGCAGCCGCCGCCUCAGCAGCACCACCACAACAUCAUGAAGGGGUUCAAGGAUCUGAACUUCCCCCAGCUCAAGGACCUCAAGAUGCCGUUUGGCAAGAACCAGAAGACGGUGAAGUUCAGCGAGCCGGUGGAGGAGGGCAGCGACUACGACGACGAGUUUGACGAUGACGACUACGACGACGACUUCGACGACUUGGACUGCUUCGAAGAUGAUUUCGAGGAUGACAUUAAGAACGUCAAGAUGAAGGCCAUGAACGGCGGCCCUCCUUUCAUGGGGGCCGAGAAGAAAUGCGGCGGCGGGAACAUCCAGAACCACCUCCACAACGGUAAGAAAGGUGGCGGGGACGGGAAUCCGCAGCCCAAGGCGGCCGCGCCGACGGGUGGUCAGGAGACGAAAAAUGGGGGUGCUGGAAAGAAAGGUGGCUGCGACGGGGGCGGCGGAAACCAUAACCAUGGAAGAGGUGGCGCUGGUGGCGCUAGUGGUAAACACGGUCGCGGUGGGCCCCAGGAUUGUAAGAAUGGUGGCGGCAACAAUAAGGAUGGUCUGAAUCUCGCCGGCGGUGCCGGUGGCGGGGGGAAUGGAAACAAGAAUAAUGGGACCAGCCAGGGGAAUGCCGCCGCCGUAGGCAAGCAGGGCGGCGGCGGCGGGCAGAAGAAUGGGCAGAUGGCUGGGGGCCAGCCGAUGAGCCACGCCGCCAUGAUGGCCCAGAUGGGGGCUAUGAACAUGCCCAGAGGCAGCCAGAUGGGAAAUAUGAAUAUGCCGGCUCCUCCGGCGGCGGUCCAGGGCCUCCCCGCCGGCGGCCCUCAGCCGGGGUUCUUCCCGGGUGGCGGGGCCAUCACGCCGGAGAUGUUCGCCGCCGCUAACCCCUACCAGCAGCAGUACCUCGCCGCCAUGAUGCAGCAACAGAGGAUGAUGAUGAACGGCCAGGACCGCUCAUUCCAGCCAAUGCCCUACGCGCCACGGCCGCCGCCGCCGGUCUCCUACAUGCCUCCGCCGCCGCCGGAAUACACCCACUUCUUCAGCGACGAGAACACCAACAGCUGCUCCGUCAUGUGA
Molecule: messenger RNA, 1672 nt
Organism: Spirodela intermedia
Lineage: Eukaryota; Viridiplantae; Streptophyta; Magnoliopsida; Alismatales; Araceae
Source: the annotation of a GenBank genome assembly